Messenger RNA from Vicugna pacos (alpaca), 3156 nucleotides. Lineage: Eukaryota; Metazoa; Chordata; Mammalia; Artiodactyla; Camelidae. The record is from RefSeq and is a predicted model, not a curated record.
UGUAUGAGCACCUGGUGUCUGUCUGUUUCUAAGGAACUUCAUUUACCAGGCUGGAUCCCCAUGAGGUCAGACACUGCAUCUGAUCUACCUACAUACCCUCCCCUAGACGGCUUGACACCUGCCGCACACAAGGUCCCAGGGGCAUGGAGGUCGAGCGGGCAAGCCCAGUGUCUCACGGCGACCGAAACAGAGCGUUAUUUCAAGGAGAUGACUCGGAAGGAGACCAGCUCAGCGAGCCCCAGCGCCAGGCAGGCCCCCUAGGAAAGAAUGAGUUCAAAUGGGCCAGAUGGGGCUGAGGAGAGUUAUGGAGAAGAGGAGAGGGAGUCUGUGGGCCUGAGCAUCAGAAGCUCAUUUCAUGCAUCAGUACCCCCCGGGGCUCAGCUUCCGCCUUCUGCCAGUGCCUAAGGCCAGCCACAGCGUCUGGGGCAGGAGCCUGCCCAGACGGGUCCAAGAUGCUCCUGCCACUACUCUUGGCCGUGCUGUGGGGCGGGUCAGGGGCUCUGUACCCCAAAUUCCAGCUGCAAGUGCCGAAGUCCGUGAGUGUGCAGGAAGGCUUGUGCGUGGUCGUGUCCUGCUCCUUGAUCACCUAUCCUCAAAGAGGCUGGACUCAUGCCACCCCAGCUCACGGCUACUGGUUCAGAAACCCGGCCAACACAGACACUGAUCCACCAGUGGCCACAAACAAGCCAGGCCAAAAGGUGCAAAAAGACACCCAGGGCCGAUUCCAGCUCCUUGGCAAUCUCAGCCAGAGUUGCUCUUUGCUGAUCAGAGACGUACAGAUGGAGGACGCAGCAUCGUACUUCUUUCGGUUGGAGAGAGGCAGUUAUGUCCAAUAUAAUUUCAAGGAGAACAUGUUCUACCUAGAGGUGACAGACCUGACACAGAAGCCAGAGGUCUACAUCCCAGAGACCCUAGAGCCUGGGCACCAGGUGACACUCAUCUGUGUGUUUAACUGGAUCUUUGAGGAAUGCCCAGCCCCUACUUUCUCCUGGACGGGGGCUGCAGUCUCCUCCCAUGGAGCCGGGCCAAGAACCUCCUACUUCUCAGUGCUCACCCUCACACCCAGACCCCAGGAUCACGGCACUGAGCUCACCUGUCGAGUGGACUUCUCCAGAAAGGGUGUGAGCACAGAGAAGACAGUCCGACUUAGCGUGGCCUACGCCCCCAGGGACCUGGUUGUCAGCACUUCCCGGGCCAAUGUGUCAGGUACCAAGGGCCUAUUGGAGGUGUCGGGGCGUGGGGGAAUGGUGGUCCUCCUGCAGCCCUUCUGCUUUCUCUCUGCCUCUCUCUCUGCAGCCCUGGAGCCGUGGGGAAACAGCCCACAUCUGGCAGUCCAGAAAGGCCAGUUCCUGCGGCUGCUCUGUGCCGCUGAUAGCCUGCCCCUCGCCACCCUGAGCUGGGCCCUGGAGGACAGAGUCCUCUCUUGGUCCCACCCCUCCGGCUCCAGAACCCUGGAGCUGGUGCUGCCCGGGGUGAAGGCUGAGGAUGCAGGCCGCUACACCUGCCAAGCCGAGAACAGGCUUGGCGCUCAGAGCCGCAGCCUGGACCUCUCUGUGCAGUAUGCCCCAGAGAACCUGAGAGUGGUGGUCUCCCAAGCAAACAGGACAGUCCUGGAAAACUUCGGGAAUGACACAUCCCUUGUGGUCCUGGAGGGCCAAAGCCUGCGUCUGCUCUGUGUCACUCACAGCAACCCCCCAGCCCGGCUGAGCUGGGCCCGAGGGGGACAGACUCUGAGCCCCUCCCAGCCCUCAGACCCCGGGGUCCUGGAACUGCCUCAGAUACAAACAGAGCACGAAGGAGAAUUCACCUGCCAAGCUCAGAACCCGCUGGGCUCCCAGUAUCUCUCUCUGAGCCUCUCUGUGGUCUACCCCCCACAGCUGUUGGAACCCUCCUGCUCCUGGGAGGACGGGGGUCUGCACUGCAGCUGCUCCUCCCGAGCCCAGCCGGCCCCCUCCCUGCGCUGGCGGCUGGGGGAGGGGCUGCUGGAGGGGACCCUCAGCAACGCCUCCUUCAAGGUCACCUCCAGCUCGGCUGGGCCCUGGGCCAACAGCUCCCUGAGCCUCAGUGAGGGGCUCAGCUCUGGCCUCAGCCUCAGCUGCGAGGCUCAGAAUGUCCACGGGGCCCAGAGCGCCAGGGUCCUGCUGCUGCCAGGUGAAAAGAAACUUAUCUCCAACGGAGUGUUUGUAGCAAUUGGCCUUAUGACCCUGCUUUUCCUCUGCCUCAUCCCGAUCGCCGUGAAGACUUUGCGGAAGAAACGGAUCCAGGCAGAGGUUCCGGCCCCGGCCCCGGACGCCCCGGCCGCCCCGGCCGCCCCGGCCCCGGGAGAGACUCUGCGGUCCAGACUCUCCCGGAGGAGCACGAUUCUGGAUUACAUCAACGUGAUCCCUAAACCCGGCCUCCUAGCUCAGAAACGGAAAGCCAAUCCAAGCAGUCCUUCCCGGCCCCCUCCGCCAGAUGCUCACCCCCCGGAAUCCAGGCACAAGCAGAAGGAGCCCUAUUAUGUUUCCUACAGUUGUCCAGGACCCAAAGCCUCCACUCAAGAUGCAGAGUAUGAGAACAACCAAGAGGAGCUCCAUUAUGCUGUCCUCAACUUUCCAGGCCACAGGCCCUGGGAGACUCAGGGGUCCAAGGAUGCCCACUCGGACUAUGCAGAAAUCCAGCUCCACUGAGGGUCUGCUGGGCUGUAAGACUGGGAUCCAGGCCAGGGAGAAAGGGAGAGCAUGUGAGAAGAACUGUAGUGUCUCCUUUUCUCUCUUUAAUCCUCAAGGCUGACUCAUCCCAUCCCAGAACCUAGCAUUUUGGACCAGCUUGACAAAACUCUCCAGAGUGGCUUUCUGCAAAUAACACUAUUCUGAGCAGCAAGGAAAAGCUUUUCCUCUGACAAACCCAGGCCUCACCCUUGCUGGUGACUCACAGUCUCAGUUUCUCAAAGGUGGGAGGGCCUUUAAAGAUCAUCUUUGUGAGGUUGGCAAGCCAACCUCGCAGGUCAAGUCUGGCCUGUUUCCAUGCCAACUGUGAGCCAGGAGGGUUUUUUACAUUUUACACGGUGAGGGGGAAAAAAUAGAAUGUUUUGUGAUGCAUGGAAAUGACAUGAAAUUCAAAUUGCAGUGUCUUUAAAUAAAGCUUUAUUGGAACACAGCCAUGCUCAUUCUUUAU